This is a messenger RNA of Tachyglossus aculeatus (Australian echidna), 420 nucleotides long. Its product is annotated as acidic proline-rich protein HP43A-like. Bases 1 to 420 code for a protein of 139 amino acids. The transcript has a single exon. Lineage: Eukaryota; Metazoa; Chordata; Mammalia; Monotremata; Tachyglossidae. The record is from RefSeq and is a predicted model, not a curated record.
AUGGGACCAGAGUCUGAGGAGCUGAGACGGCAAGGGCAGGGGCCUGAGGAGCUGAGAGAGAAGGGACCGGAGUCUGAGGAGCUGAGACAGCAAGGGCUGGGGCCUGAGGAGCUGAGAGAGAAGGGACCAGAGUCUGAGGAGCUGAGACAGCAAGGACCGCGGUCUGAGGAGCUAAGACAGCAAGAACCGGGGCCUGAGGAGCUGAGAGAGAAGGGACCAGAGUCUGAGGAGCUAAGACAGCAAGGGCCGGGGCCUGAGGAGAUGAGAGAGAAGGGACCGGAGUCUGAGGAGCUGAGACAGCAAGAACCAGGGCCUGAGGAGCUGAGAGAGAUGGGACCGGAGUCUGAGGAGCUGAGACGGCAAGGACCGGGGCCUGAGGAGCUGAGAGAGAAGGGACCGCAGUCUGAGGAGCUAAGAUAG